AUGGCACUCGACGCCGCCGAUGCUCAUUUCAUGGAUGAGCUCUUUGCCGAUCUCGAUGCCUCCCAUUUCUCAAUACCCCCGUCACAAAGCCCGCCGAAGAAGAAGCUGAUAUGUACUCCGCCGUUGUCGCAAGAGCUAAAGUUCUCCCCGCAUCCCAGAGACACUGCGCCCGUCCCAUCCUCAAGACAUCCCAGGUCUCCACUCAAGAACUCCACACGCUUCCAGUCACAGCCAAAGAUCGAGCGCGACCUCGAAGAUUGGUUCAGACCUUCUGCAGCUGUGUCCAAGAGCCCAAAUCGUCGUGUCGUAUCUGCCUCUGGCAUCAAACGUCAGAAGGUUGAACAUUCCAGCACUCUGUCGACGCCAUCGUCGUCUCCAACAAAGCGCAUAGCAACGGCAUCGAGCGACGCUGCAUCCACCAGACACAUUCAAUCCACACAAAAAUGCAUGUAUACGCGUGCCCAUGUAGUGGCCAUCGUAGACAGCUCAUACGAGGUCGCACCGGAUGGCCCGAGCUCAUCAAAACGGACGCGACCAGAAAAAGUCUUGGUCCUCGAAACCGACAAGCACAGCAGCAACAUCAAUCAGACCAGCCCGUCCAAGAAGAGUGAAAGCCAGCAUCGUCAGCAACAGCAGUCCGAGACUCUGCUCGCUGCCCUCCGCGACGAUUGGCUGCAAACCCUAGUCUCCGUCGGCAGCAUCGUUCAUUUGGUGGGUCAAUUCGAGCAAGAGACCAGCAAGAUCCCGGUUGAUUUAGAUGAGCCAGACAACAGCGUCAGCCGAUCCAAGCAGGACCGCGAAAACGUGCCCGAGAUCGAAGUGGCGAUAGAUCGACCGGGAAAAGAGCAAGUGCAGCCGAUUGCAGCCCCUGCUUUGGACGACGAUGACGAUGAUGAUCUCUGGGAUGACGUAGCAUCUAUGCCUUCAUUAUCUCAAUGCGCCACACAAGAGCUUCUCGCCUCGGACAAUGCACCACGAGCUAAGCUGAUGAUCUUUGCCUCCCGUUCCGCCGCCGUCAAAGGUGUGGAUACGGCCGAUCAUGCGCUUGGCAACCUCCUCGUGGUCCAUCCGGAUGUCCUCGUACCGGCGACCAAGGUUGCUGACGUCGCCUCGUGCAUUCGCAAACCUGUCGUUCAGGACCGACUGCGCGGAGCGUCCGAUGUCACGCUCAGCCUCGUCAUGGGCAACAUGCUCCACGAAUUGCUCCAAGCGUGUCUUACGGCAUCAUCAGCAGGGACGGAGCGUGCCAUCAAAUCGAUCGAGACUGUCACAUCGGAACAGGCAGAGCCCCCUCUGUCCCCUUGGCCAGAGCAAUGGCAAGGGAUCGGCAACUUCAGUAGAUACUUUGUCGAACAACAAGUCGAGCAGCAGGUGCGCUCCAACAUCGAGAGCUUGUACGCCAUCGAUCUGAGCGCGGACAACGCCGCCAUUCAACUGCGAGAAAAGGCAGCUCCUUUUGUGCAUUUUGCUCGGACCUUCCUGUCCAAAGACGAGAGUGCAGCAUUCCAUGCAGAAGCGACGCUGCGAGAAUCAGGCCGCUCUUCAACAGGAUCUCAGGCGAAGGUUCGUCUGCGGCGGAUUCUGGACGUCGAAGAAGAGAUAUGGAGCCCGGUCUUUGGUCUGAAGGGUAAAGUGGACGUCUCGGUCGAGUGCGACAUUCUCGAAGCGCCUGAGUUAUCGGCUACCAAUUCGGCUGCAGCUCCCGGCCGUCAAAGGCACGCCUUCUUGCGUGGUGAUCAAGGAAGUCCAACAGAAGGCCUUUCAACAGGACGCGUCACCACGUCAGUGGUACCUCUAGAACUCAAGACGGGCAGAGCAGAGCUCGUGUCGACAGAGCAUCGUGCUCAGACCAUGAUGUACACACUCAUGAUGUCGGAUCGAUACGGAGUGCGCGUCAACGAUGGGCUCCUCUAUUACUCUAAGUCUGGCGAGCUGCAUCGCAUCAGCCGCAGUCGAAACGAAGUGCGUAGUCUCAUCAUCGGACGCAACGAGCUUGCUCACUACCUUCGGCACGACACGAGUCGUCUUCGCAAGUCCGAGCUCACUGAUCCCACAGAAGAGCCUGUUCAGGUAUUGCCGCCUACCAUCGACAGUGAACACAAGUGUCGCCGAUGCUACGCCGUCGACGGAUGCAUGCUCUUCCGACGUGCUGUGGAAAACAUCGUCGAGCCCUCUGAAGGCAAGCUCGCAGAUAUCGAGGGUCGCACUGCAUCAAAGACCGGCAGGAGGUUGUCGAGAAGGACACCCAUCGCCGAUGUCUUUGAGCAAAAGACGGAGCAUCUCACCGACAUCCACCUCGACUUUUACCGCAAGUGGGAUCGAUUGCUGAAUCUCGAGGAGGAGGACGCCGUCCGAUUCCGCAGAGAGAUGUGGACGAUGACUGCCGAGCAGCGUGAGAAAGUCGGGCGAUGCUUCGGCAACAUGCGUCUCGAAGUUACCUCGAAGUCCCCGUCGUCGCCCGAAACACCCUCGGCGGCGAUGAAGAGAGUCGUGCAUCGCUUUGUUCGUCAUUACGACCCGACUCAGAAUGCGAAUGCCGGUCUUCUUUCUGGUCACAUUACCAUCAACGAUCCAGUAACCAUCUCGAUCGAGCCUGAUAUGCUUUCUGUGGCUCAAGGCUUUGUUAUCAGCUUUACGCCGACAAGCGUCGAGAUCGGGCUGGACCACCCGCUCGAUGCGGCCAUGCGGCGGGCAUUGGCGAAGAUCGACGCUAGUGCGCUUGGAGAGCCGUUCGACGUUGCAGCUGCUGCGGAACGAAUCGUGUUCCGCGUCGAUAAGGACGAGCUAGGCAGUGGGAUGGGUCGCAUCCGAGCGAACUUGGCCGCAUUGUUCUUGACGCCCCAGAGGGGCGGGGACGUCAAGCGUCGCGAGCUUGUGGUCGACAUGCGGCCUCCGCGCUUCCUACGCUCGGAGGACGCCUUUGCUGGGCAUUCAGGGCAAAGCUCAUUCCAGCAAGUCAUCGAUCGAGCCCAUGCGGACCCGAGUCUCAAUGAAGAUCAGAAAGUCGCGAUCGACAAGGUUCUCACAGCUCAAGACUAUGCUCUCGUGCUUGGCAUGCCGGGAACGGGAAAGACGACAACCAUCGCCAAGCUGAUCGAGCUGCUGGUCAAGCUGGGCAAGCGUAUCUUGCUGACGAGCUACACGCAUUCCGCCGUCGAUACCAUCCUUCGCAAACUGGGCGAAGACGAGAGCAAGGAGAAGGACAGCUGCAUGCGCAUUCUGCGACUCGGCAGCAAGGACAAAGUGCAUCCGGACGCUCAUCGAUUCCUGCUUCCACGCUGCUCGUCUCUGGACGAACUCAAGGACGCGUUUGAAUCGCCGAACGUGGUCGCUGCGACGUGUCUCAGUGUGCAUCAUACCUUUUUCUCGUCAGGGCUCGCGAAGAGGAUUCGCGCGAGGAGCAACGGUGACGAUGCUGGAGAGGUGUUGCCCACGUAUCUAUUUGACUACUGCAUCGUCGACGAAGCGUCGCAGAUCCCGCUUCCGACCUGUCUCGGUCCGCUGCGAUUCGCGGACAAGUUCGUACUGGUCGGUGAUCAUCAUCAACUUCCGCCUCUGGUCAAGAAUGCACAGGCAAAAGAGGGCGGUCUGGACAUAUCGCUUUUCAAGCUGCUGUCGGACCGUCAUGGUGCCGAGGCGAUGGUGGCGCUACGAUCGCAGUAUCGGAUGAACGAUGACAUUAUGAGGUUGUCGAACGAGAUGGUAUACGAUGGGCAGUUGAGGGCUGGAAGUGAUGAUGUCAGGGAUCGCAUGCUGACGCUGUGCGACAUAAAUGCAGCGCUGAAGCUUGCUGGUGCGGAUCAAUGGAUGGCUGAUCUGCUUCGACCCGAGGCAAAGGUAAGGUUGUUGGAUACGUCAAAGCGUAUGCUCGAGGAGGUAGGGGAGAGCAAGCAUGGCGAUUUGGUCAAGAACCACUUUGAAGCGGAACUGAUUGUCAGAAUCGCCUCGACGCUGAUCGCUGGUGGAUGCAGGCCGGAUCAGAUCGCUGUGGUGACACCGUAUCGUCAACAGCUGAAGCUCUUGCGUUUGCUGCUCGACAAGACCACGGGGUUGGAUGCGAUCGAGCUUCUCACAGCGGACCAGAGUCAGGGAAGGGACAAGGAUGUCAUCCUGGUCAGUUUCGCCCGUGCGAAUUACGCCUGCACUACAAACGACGGGAAGGGUGGUAAUACGGGCGAGCUGUUGAACGAUCUUCGACGACUCAACGUCACGCUGACGCGUGCCAAGAGGAAGCUGGUGCUGGUGGGUCAUGUGGCGACGUUGGAAGGGUCCAAGGUGGUGAAGCCUCUGUUGAGGUUGUGCGAGAGAGAGGGGUGGACGAGGUGUAUUUGA
Messenger RNA from Pseudozyma hubeiensis SY62, 4332 nucleotides. Its product is annotated as DNA-binding protein. Lineage: Eukaryota; Fungi; Basidiomycota; Ustilaginomycetes; Ustilaginales; Ustilaginaceae. Gene Ontology annotation, biological process: replication fork reversal. The coding region runs from base 1 to 4332 and encodes 1443 amino acids. The record is from RefSeq and is a predicted model, not a curated record. The transcript has a single exon. Gene Ontology annotation, molecular function: 5'-flap endonuclease activity; single-stranded DNA helicase activity. Gene Ontology annotation, cellular component: cytoplasm.